AUGGUCGAUUUUAAUGUCAAUGGGAAAAUUGCUGUUGUAACUGGUGGCACUCGUGGUUUGGGUUUAUACUGUGCUGAGGCUUUGUUAUUGAACGGUGCCUCCACUGUGGUUAUUACAUCAAGAAAGGCAAAAGCUUGUGAAGAAGCUCAAAAGUAUUUAGAAAAACUUGCCAAAGACAACAACAAGAAUUGUAAAGUUAUUUCGUAUCCAGCUGACAUUGCUGUUGAGGAAGAAUGUGAAAAAUUCUACGCUGAAAUAGCCAAACAAGUCGACAAAGUUGACAUUUUAGUUGCCAACGCUGGUGCUUCUUGGGGUGCUCCAUUAGAAGACCAUCCAGUAUCAGCAGUGAAAAAAGUCCUCAACUUGAAUGUUGUUGCCGUUUACCACACCAUCAAGUUAUUCACUCCAUUGUUGGAAAAAGCUGGUACUAAAGAGGAUCCUUCUAGAUUGAUACUUAUGUCCUCGGUCAUUAGUUACUCGACUAACGAUAUGGUCGGUGUAUACGGUUAUUUGUCGUCCAAAGCCGCAGUAUCUCAUUUGGGAAGAAACUUGUCUGUUCAAUUUGCCCCAAGACAUAUUAAUGUAAAUUCAAUUGCCCCGGGUUUUUUCCCAUCGAAGAUGGCCAAUGGUUUGAUCGAAGCUGCUGGUGAAGCCUUGACAUCAACCAACCCAAGAGGUAGAUUGGGUGAAAAGGAAGAUAUCCAAUCUUUGUUGAUCUUCUUGUGUUCAAAACAGUCCAAUUAUGUGAAUGGUACCAUUGUUCCUCUUGAUGGAGGAGCACAUAAUAACCAACCAGCUGCUCAUUUUUAG
This is a messenger RNA of Candida dubliniensis CD36, 810 nucleotides long. RefSeq lists its product as uncharacterized. Lineage: Eukaryota; Fungi; Ascomycota; Pichiomycetes; Serinales; Debaryomycetaceae. The transcript has a single exon. Bases 1 to 810 code for a protein of 269 amino acids. The record is from RefSeq and is a predicted model, not a curated record.